Molecule: messenger RNA, 1047 nt
Organism: Symbiodinium natans
Lineage: Eukaryota; Dinophyceae; Suessiales; Symbiodiniaceae
Source: the annotation of a GenBank genome assembly
AUGGCGGAGGAACCUGCGGCAGAGAAGCGACGGCUCAAUGAGCAAUGGUUCGCAGGGCGACUCCAAAUAAUGGAUGAUGUGAAAAUGUGCGAUGGUGUGAUUCAGAGGGUGGCACAGAAGUUCAGCUCGUUCAAUGAGCAAAAUCUGCGCAAGACCACUGUGAAGGAUUGGAUGGAAUUGCUUCAAGCAGAGGUGGCUGAUGAAGAGCAGCGAGCAAAGGUAGCCCUGCACUUGAUGAUAUCCAUUCGUGACGAGUUCCAACAAACAGCACCUGUGGUAGACCAGACGAGACAAUUGCUUGACAGUGUCGCAUGGUUGUCACGUGCAGCAGUGCACGAUCCCAACAGAAAUGCAUUUGACAAGUCAAGUGCUUCUACAUCCAGCAGUUUUGCACUGGUCAAGAAGCAGGUCAGGGCAAUCUACGGCGAUAAAUGUGCAUUCUGUGGGGUGGUAGAGAGUACGCAGAGCGGAAGUCAGAGGCGCGAUCUUUCUUGCGCGCAUCUGACCCCCGACAUCGCGAACUUUGACGACGGCUUUGAGACACAGUUGGAUUUGCAGUCGACACGCAAUUACCUGCUGCUUUGUGGAACGAAAGGUGAGCUCGGCACCUGCCAUCAUGGGUUUGACAAGCAUUUGUUGGCCCUCGUUCCCAGCCCUAUCGGAGAGUGGAAAUUGCUACAUUGUUACAAGGAGUGGAAGCUGAAUGCCGAAGGCACUGGUGCACUCCCGCAGUGGUGUCAGCCAGCGUUUCAGGGUUUUACGUCAGGAACAGUUUACAAGAGGGUCCUCGCAAGUCGUCUGCUGAAGUUCUAUGCAGAGAACUCCGAAGCUUGUGACAAACUGGACGGUCUUGCAGAGACCAUCGAGACAGUCAACGACUUGUCGAGAUCAGCAAGUAUACGUGAGGAUGCAAGCCAUCCGUUAUCCCGCACUGCCGGAAGCAAGUUGUCUUCUUCUCCGAGCAUACCGGAGCCGGCUUCCAAGAUGCAGCAGACGGCCUUAAGAGCAAGCUUGGCCCGGUGUUUCACGUGGUGCUACAGUGAAUAG